AUGGGUCGUCCGAGGAUCUUGUUCCUGGAUGCCUACGACUCAUUCAGCAACAAUGUCGUGUCGCUGCUGACGACUCUGCUGGAAGCCGACGUCGACAUUCUGCACAUCGACUCACCCCUGUUGGACCCGGCAUCCCCGGAUUUCCAUGACAAGUUCCGCCAGGAACUGCAAUGCUAUGAUGCUGUGGUCUGCGGGCCCGGGCCCGGUUCGCCCACGCUGGAUGCCGACGUCGGGCUGAUACGGCACAUCUGGGACCUCGAGGAUGAGCAUCUUCUCCCGGUCUUGGGGAUAUGUCUAGGAUUUCAGAGCCUCGCCAUCAGCUGCGGUGCUAGUAUCAGGAAAAUCCCCGGCGGCGGACUGCAUGGGAUGAUUCGAGACAUCGAUUUCCGCUCCAGGGAGAUCGCGGGAUCUUCAGGGAACAUAUUCGCCGGAGUCACGCCUUUCAAGGCGACGCUCUACCAUAGCCUGUGUGCGGACAUCGGGCAGGACUCAAUUUCCGAAGCCGAGUGGUCUGAGAGGAGAUGGGCCGGCCUCCCUGAGCUGCCGGACAUAGUGCCAUUGGCCUGGGUGGAGGAGGGGAGGAACGGUGCGUCCGAGCGCAUCCUGAUGGGCAUGAAGCACAGCAGCAAGCCUUUCUGGGGUCUUCAGUACCAUCCCGAGUCCAUAUGCUCGCAGAGCCUCGGUCACCAAGUGAUCAGCAACUGGUUCCGAGAGGCCCUCCUCUGGAGCAAGCAACGUGGGCGGGUGACAAAGUCACGAAUCCCAGACUGUAUCCCUGGAUCGACAAAGCCCAGCCUUCUCAGCCAGGUACAGGCAUCACGGGAUGCUGAACGAGCAGUUGUGUUCGAGGAGACUUUGCCCGAUGAAUUCAACCUAACGGAGUACGGCACCAACGCAACAUAUGCCUCUAAGGUCAUUCAGCUGCCAUCACACGUGGAGGUGCCAGAUAUCGUUGAGCUUCUGCAAAAUGGAGGACGGGAGCACAUUGUACUUGAUUCUGCAAGCGCACAUGCCAACCGCAUUGGCCUUGACGUGCGAGGGCGGUACAGCAUACUUGCUCUCGAUGUCGCAGACUCCCUAAGGCUCGAGUACCAGGCCGGCGCCGCCCAUGUCAAUGCACUUCUACCUGCAUGUGCCAUGAACAAAGGUCACAGCAACAAAGACGUCAAGCUCGGCAAACAUUACACUGUAUGGCAUUUAUUGGCCGAUUUUAUGGAUCGGAGGAAACUAGACAUGCCCAACGCUGAGUCACCAUUUCUGGGAGGGUUUAUGGGAUACAUAACAUAUGAGAUGGGUUUGGAAUGCAUUGAGGUCAAAAUUAAUAGUCCUCGGGGCCACGAGCGGCCGGAUCUGUGCUUCGCAUGGAUAACCAAGAGCAUCGUGGUUGAUCACUUGGAGGGCACCCUCCGCAUCCAAUAUCUGCACACUUCGGUCUCUGAGGCCGACGAAUGGUUGAACUCCACUGCAGACACACUGCAAAAUUCGGCCAUCUGGGCAGAUGGACUGCGGGUCAAUGAUAGCAAACUCAAGGGGGCCAGACACUUCACGCCCCCUAUCACACCCACAGGGCCUAGCGAGCCAGCGAGCAUUGUGACCCCCGAAGCAGGAGAGUACGAAUCCAAGGUCCGCCAAUGCCAGGACUUCAUCGCAGCCGGCGACUCGUACGAGCUCUGCUUGACAGACCAGACCUCCAUCACGCGGUCUGCGAGCCUGCUCGAGGCCCACGGCGUCAUUCCCACCAACAGCUGGGCCCCGAUGAGCGCGACCAAGUCGCCCAGCUCCUGGGCGCUCUACCGCACCCUCCGGGCCCGCCAGCCCGCCCCCUUCGGCUCGUACCUCCGCCUCGGCGGCGCGACGCUGAUCAGCAGCUCACCCGAGCGGUUCCUCGAGUACGGCCGCGCGGGCCUGUGCUCCAUGCGGCCGAUGAAGGGCACCGUGCGCAAGUCGGACGCCGUGGCCACGCUGCGCCAGGCCGAGCACAUCCUCCACAUCCCCAAGGAGGAGGCCGAGAACCUCAUGAUCGUCGACCUCGUCCGCCACGACCUGCACUCCGUGUGCGGCCCGGGCAACGUGCGCGUGCCGCAGCUGAUGAAGGUCGAGGAGUAUGCCAGCGUGUUCCAGAUGAUCAGCGUCGUCGAGGGGCAGCUGCCGGCGUCCACGAAGGGAGGAGGAGGCGACGGCGGCGGUGGUGGCAGGUACACGGGUCUCGACGUGCUGGCGGCCUCGCUCCCGCCCGGCAGCAUGACGGGGGCGCCCAAGAAGCGCAGCUGCGAGAUCCUGCAGGAGCUCGAGGGCGGCCGCCACCGCGAGCGCAGUCUGUACUCGGGCGUCGUCGGCUACACGGACGUGACGGGGCGCGGCGACUGGAGCGUCACGAUCCGCAGCCUGUUCCGGUGGGACGACGAGACCGUGCGGCACGCGGACGGGGCCGGCGAGACCGAGGUGUGGCGGAUCGGCGCGGGUGGCGCUGUGACGGCGCUGAGCACGCCGGAGGGAGAGAGGGACGAGAUGUUCACGAAGCUCAAGGGGCCGCUGGGCGUCUUCGGUGGGAGGUCCUGA
This is a messenger RNA of Neoarthrinium moseri, 2559 nucleotides long. RefSeq lists its product as uncharacterized. Lineage: Eukaryota; Fungi; Ascomycota; Sordariomycetes; Amphisphaeriales; Apiosporaceae. Gene Ontology annotation, biological process: L-tryptophan biosynthetic process. The record is from RefSeq and is a predicted model, not a curated record. The coding region runs from base 1 to 2559 and encodes 852 amino acids. The transcript has a single exon.